GCCUGUCAUUUUACAAGAGCCGUUCGCUACCGAAGAUGAAGCCUGCGUUGCUUGCCGUCGUAUUUCUCAGCGUGUUUCUUGUGUGCUUGGAAAGCCACAGAAUUCACAGUUUGGAAACAAAUACAUCCUCUGAGAACACUGAAUCAGACGCCGUGGUAACAGAUUUAGAAACAAAAAACGUGACGGACACAUCAGAUGAGACGAACACAACAAACGUGACGGACACAUCAGAUGAGACGAACACAACAAACGUGAAGGACACGUCAGAUGAGACGAACACAACAAACGUGACGGACACGUCAGAUGAGACGGACACAACAAAUGUGACGGACACAACAGACAAUACGGAAACAUCUGAACCAGUUUAG
Gigantopelta aegis is the source of this 368-nucleotide messenger RNA. Its product is annotated as dentin sialophosphoprotein-like. The coding region runs from base 36 to 368 and encodes 110 amino acids. The transcript is spliced from 4 exons. The record is from RefSeq and is a predicted model, not a curated record. Lineage: Eukaryota; Metazoa; Mollusca; Gastropoda; Neomphalida; Peltospiridae.